Lethenteron reissneri (Far Eastern brook lamprey) is the source of this 701-nucleotide messenger RNA. Its product is annotated as ubiquitin carboxyl-terminal hydrolase-like. The record is from RefSeq and is a predicted model, not a curated record. Gene Ontology annotation, cellular component: cytoplasm. NCBI's taxonomy places the organism in Eukaryota, Metazoa, Chordata, Hyperoartia, Petromyzontiformes, Petromyzontidae. Gene Ontology annotation, molecular function: cysteine-type deubiquitinase activity. Gene Ontology annotation, biological process: protein deubiquitination; ubiquitin-dependent protein catabolic process.
GCAUUGGAAGCAAAUUGCGGAGUGUGUUUGUAAAUUUCUCUGUCUAAGUACUCGUCCGUCUUUGUUUCUCUUUAUUCUCCCGGCCGCCUUUGUCUCUCUAAAGCGAUGUCGGCACAACACCAAUGCCUCAUGCCUUUGGAAGCGAACCCCGAGGUGGUGAAUCAGCUGCUGGCGCUGCUGGGGGUACGGGGUUUGCUGGCCAGGGACUUGCUGGGCUUGGAGGGCACUGACCUGGCGGGGAUCCCUCGCCCAGCGCACGCCAUCAUCUUGCUGCUGCCCCGUGCAGCCCACGACUCUGGAGAGGGGCAGAAGGGGGCGGCCGCCCCCGGUGACGUGUACCAUGUGACCCAGCCGGCCCAGACGCUGUGCGGCAUUCUGGGUAUCGUGCACGCCCUGGCCAACAUCCCCCGCGCUGCACUGCGAUUGGACAGUGACUCCCCAUUCAAGAAAUUCCUGGAGGAGACGAAGUCUCUGAGCCCCGCGGAACGAGGAGAACGUCUCCAUAGUGACAAGGCCAUUUCUAAGGCGCACUUGGCUUGCGCUAAUCAAGGCCAGUCCCAGGUGCCAGGCGAGCCGUCGAGCGUCGAUCUGCAUUACGUGGCGCUGGUGUGCGUGGGAGGCGGCCUGUACGAACUCGAUGGAUGGAAGUCUGCCCCAGUGCACCAUGGGCCUUCCAGCGCGGACUCCAUUCUAGAGGUGAG